Molecule: messenger RNA, 2754 nt
Organism: Anneissia japonica
Lineage: Eukaryota; Metazoa; Echinodermata; Crinoidea; Comatulida; Comatulidae
Product: adenylate cyclase type 5-like
Biological process (GO): adenylate cyclase-activating G protein-coupled receptor signaling pathway; cAMP biosynthetic process; intracellular signal transduction
Cellular component (GO): plasma membrane
Molecular function (GO): adenylate cyclase activity
Source: RefSeq, a predicted model, not a curated record
AUCUUAUCCAACAUCAUCUUAUUUGUAGCUGUAAAUUUGGCCGGUGUUUUCACCCAUUACCCCACCGAGGUGGCACAACGUCAAACUUUUUUAGAGACAAGACGCUGCAUAAAAGCCAGGCUGACAACAUCUCGAGAAAAUCAACAACAGGAACGUUUGCUUCUAUCUGUCUUACCACGCCAUGUUGCCAUGGAGAUGAAAGCGGACAUUGCAAUAGAUAAGGAGUGUGUUCAGUUUCACAAGAUUUAUAUUCAGUGUCAUAGUGAUGUCAGUAUUCUAUUUGCCGAUAUUGAAGGCUUUACCAAAUUGUCAUCGCAAUGCACUGCUCAGGAACUUGUCAAGAUUCUGAAUGAGUUAUUUGCAAGGUUUGACUGCUUAGCACAAUCGUGUCCACAUCACAAACAAAACCAAAGAAUACCUAAAUGGAGAUUAUGAGGUAGAACCAGGUCACGGGAUGGAGCGGAACAGCUACCUGCGAGACCACAACAUCAACACGUGGCUAAUCAAACCCAAACAUCCAAGAGUGUCAUUAAACAGUGUAAAUUCUGGAAAGCAGAAGCCGGGACCCGAUCCAGCAUCGUCGCAGCUUGGUGCAUGGAAUUCAGACAGGCCUUUCAUAUUCCUACCGCCAUCAAGCAAGGAAACACGAUUGCUGGGCCAUGGAGAGGAUAGAGAAAAAAACAUACAUCAAAAACUCGGACUUGAAGAGCAACAGACAAAGAGCAACCCUGAAGAUGAAGCAGAUGAGUUUUUAGGACGCGCUAUUGAUGCAAGAAGCAUUGACAGGUUGCGUUCUGACCAUGUCAAAAGAUUCACAUUAACAUUCCGCAAACCUGAAUUAGAAGUGAAGUAUUCUAAAGAGAUUGACAGUAUGUACAGUGCUUAUAUAGGAUGUACUUACCUCAUCCUCCUGCUUAUUUGCUUCAGUCAGAUUCCAAUCUUUCCGUAUACUGGGUUGAUGCUUGGUGUGUUCCUGGCUGUUUUGUUACUAGCACCUGUUUUUAUGGUGUUGAUCACAUCAUCAGAAUUCAUGUCAAAGCCCAAGAAAUGUGUUCUGGUUUCAAGACUAAUCCUGCAAAGUCGCUUUACCAGUAGUUUGGUGGCACUGGUCAUUCUUACUGUGGUCUACUUGACAAGCUUCACAUCAAUAUUUGGUUUUGAUACUACGUCUCUCAGUGAGUGCCUUGCAGACAUGAUUGGUAUUGAACCAUCAAAGGUUAAUAUCUCUCAUGUUGUAAGUUCGGGAGUCGAGCUUGGUGAUCAGACCAGUGCAGUUUGCAACCCAUCCAAGAAGGCUUGUCACUUUCCUCAGUAUUUCACAUUCUGUGUUGUCUUAGUGAUGGUGUGCUGUUCUGUAUUUCAACAACUUAGCAACAUAGUAAAGCUGCUAUGGUUACUUUGCAUCUCUGGUAUAUAUGUAGUUAUUGUACAGACCUGGGCAUCAAACAUAUUCGAAAACCAUGAUUUGAUUCUGAAGGCUGAACGGGGAUCUGAAGACACUUCAGAGUUGGAUUCCAAAAUCAUGACGCCUGUGAUAUUAAUCGUGUUCGUCAUUGGCUUGGUUGUCCAUGCUAGGCAGGUCGAGUCCACAUCCAAACUGGAUUUCCUGUGGAAACUUGAGGCAACAGAAGAAAAGGAAGAAACAGAAAAAUUGCAAGCUUAUAAUAAACGUCUCUUACAUAAUAUCUUGCCAUCCUUUGUCGCGGAACAUUUCUUGAAGAAUGAUGCUAACGACAUGGACCUGUAUUAUCGAGAUUGCGAACAUGUUAGCGUCAUGUUUGCCUCCAUCGUAAACUUCUCAGAUUUCUAUGUUGAACUUGAAGCUAAUAACGAGGGCGUUGAAUGCUUGCGACUACUUAAUGAGAUUAUUGCUGAUUUUGAUGAGAUCAGUGGAGAGGAGAGCUUUUGGCGUGUGGAGAAAAUCAAAACGAUAGGCAGUAUAUACAUGGCAGCGUCUGGUCUGACAAAAGAAACGGUUGACAUGAAAGGUCAUGCUCAUGUUGUUGACCUUGCUGAUUUUGCAUUUCGUGUCAUGAGCCAACUCAAGUUUGUCAACGAACACUCCUUUAAUAACUUCAAGAUGAGAAUAGGUCUGAAUGUGGGUCCAGUUGUUGCUGGUGUUAUUGGAGCCCGCAAGCCGCAGUAUGAUAUCUGGGGAAACACAGUAAAUGUAUCCAGCCGUAUGGAAAGCACAAACAUCACACAAAAGAUACAAGUUACGCAAGAUAUGAAGGACAUUCUAAGCACUAAAGGUUACAAGCUUGAAUGUAGGGGAAAGGUGAAAGUCAAAGGUAAAGGCGAGAUGACAACAUACUUCUUAGAGGAGCCACCACCUGAUAAGAUGGAUUUAUUAACCAAGUACAACCCAUAGUAUCCACAGUCUAGGUGUUACUAUAUAAAUGCAAUAUCAUUAGAAGUUUAUAAAAAUACAGAUAUAUAAUGUACAGUAAUAGCAUUUAUUAAAAUGUAAAGUAUGUUAUAUAGACAAAAUAGUUAAUUCAACAAUUAAGUUUAGUUAUUGUUAUUGAAAUCAGUCAGUAAUUUAACUGCCAAAAAUCUGGAUAUUGGCAGAAAAAGGUAAAAUUUUAAAAGAGCCAGUAAUCAUAUUUGUUCAUCAGAUAUAAACCUCACUUUAAAAGUAAUAAUUAUAAUAAGUGUAAUUUAUUAAAUUACCUGACUGAUAGUCAGCCAUCCUGUCAAUCAAUCAGUUAAUCAGUUGACAAAUCAAUCAAUCAGCUGACAAUCAAUCAGUCA